Pseudocercospora fijiensis CIRAD86 is the source of this 2036-nucleotide messenger RNA. RefSeq lists its product as uncharacterized. Bases 285 to 2036 code for a protein of 583 amino acids. NCBI's taxonomy places the organism in Eukaryota, Fungi, Ascomycota, Dothideomycetes, Mycosphaerellales, Mycosphaerellaceae. Gene Ontology annotation, molecular function: catalytic activity. The transcript is spliced from 2 exons. The record is from RefSeq and is a predicted model, not a curated record.
UAACGUUAGGCUGGCGACGCGUCCAUGUCGCAGGGCAAUUUUAUGGUGUCCGCAACAGGCACUGCGUGAUGCUUCAUGCCUGCACAAGAUGCCGCAUUGCAGCUGCCGGCGGGCACGGCCAAGAAGCUGCUCUUAUCACCUGGCCGAGCGCUGCUACAGUCUGGCCUCGAGAUCGGAGCAGAAUAACGAAAGUCGUUUUGCCCGCUCCUCGGCUCCGUUGAACGGCGGUCUGGGCACUUAUAGCAACAGCUAUCAAUCUGCCGGAACAUCGUAGCCUGGGAAAGAUGUCAAUCGUUGCUCUGGCUACCGGAGAGCCAACAUGCACGCUCGACGACUUGAAAAGGGUUUGCGAGGCGAGCAACUUCUCGAUUGAGUCCGGCAGCCUUAACGAGCAAGCCUUCCUGCAGUUCGCAAACAGCUUCGACUCAGUCUGCCACGUCAUCAACAACUUACCCGAGUACCACGAUCCUCGUUUGCAGCCUGUAGCAGUUGAAGGAGGCGAAAGGAAGUUCCGCAAGCCAGGUCAUGAUGAAAAUCCCUUGAACGGCUGGGCGCACAAAACCAGCCUUGUGGCAGCAGAUUCAAAAGCCCGCGAUGGUCCACUCGCUGGACGUACAGUUGCUUUCAAAGACAAUGUUUCGGUUGGAGGUCUGCCCCUGGGGCUUGGAUGCUCACCCAAGCACUUCAAGGAUGGAAAGCAUCCCAUCAGUGCCAUCGAUGCUUCUGUCGUUAAGCGUGUGCUCGAAGCAGGAGGCAUUGUGAAAGGAACGGCGAACUGCGAGAACUUUUCUAUGUUUCCAGUGUCCUACACUUCAUACUCUGGAGCAGUUCAUAAUGCAUGGCUGCCAGGAUACGCAACUGGUGGAAGCAGCAGUGGAUGCGGCGCUCUCGUCAGUCUAGGUGAUGUUGAGAACGAAAGGAAGUUGGGAAAUGACGACAGAACAUAUCCGCUAGGUGAAGGAGUUGAUCUGGCCAUUGGGGGUGAUCAGGGUGGAUCGAUCAGACUGCCGGCGGCUUACAGCGGAAUUUAUGGCCUGAAGCCCACCCACGGUCUCAUCCCUUACACCGGCAUUGCUUCCUUGAAUCCUCUGAUUGACCACACUGGACCAAUGGCAAGAACAGUUGAAGACAUAGCAUUGCUUCUCGGAACACUAGCCGGCUAUGAUGGAAUCGAUCCACGCAUGACGCCAGAAUCUCCUUUGCGAGAGAAGGUACCAGAUUACCUCGGAGCUUUGAAAUCUUGGAUCACGUCCAAGCAAGAGCAAAACGAAUGGAUAAGCAGUUCUGCUGCUAAAGGACUCAGGAUUGGCAUCCUGAAGGAGUCAUUCGAUGUUCUGGGGCUUGAAUCCUCAAUAGCCAGCACGGUGAAAGCUGCUGCAGAGCGCUAUAUAAGCCUGGGAGCAGACGUCAAGGAAAUUUCGAUACCAGAGCAUCAUUUUGGUGCCGCCGUAUGGACCGUCGCUGGUCGAGCGUUCAUGCCCCACAAGGUCGACAACCGAGUUUCAGAUCUGCUUGAGUACCCUCUCCCGGGAUUAGAUCCACUUCCUGUUGAUCAACGCUUCUACGAUGAGCUUGCGCAUCGCAACCCGGCCAUUCUCAAUGUUAUUCUCAACGCUGUCCACAUGGAGCAGAGAUAUGGGCCUGCUCUUGUGAGAAAGGCAUAUAUGCAUAUCCAUGAGCUACGAGCUGCGUACGACAAGGCUUUUGAGGAGGUAGACGUGCUCCUGACUCCCGUGAAUCCGACUGUUGGUCCUCCCCAUCCCGAGUCUGUGAAGAAGACCGAACAGAAUCCGAAUGGCUGGACUGAGAAGAUUAUGGACCUUUUCGAGCCUGCUAUUGGCAACACGAUGAAUACAUGCUCCUUCAAUGUCACCGGACAUCCGGGCAUGUCUAUGCCUGUGGGCUGGGGCAAGGUCAAAGGUUCAGAAGGAAGGCUGCCAGUGGGAAUGCAGUUGGUUGCGAAGAGGUUUGAUGAGCUAAGCAUUUUGAAGGCUGCGAAAGCUUGGGAAAUGGGAGGCAGAUGGCAAGAUUCAUAG